AUGAGACGACUGCUCCUGACUCUUGCUAUCCUCCUGAACUGCUUUCUCAUAUGGAGUCGCGAGUCUACACGUUUUGGUGGUUCUUCAAAUGUUGCAGGCUUGCAUCGUUUUGUUAAGCGGGAUGCGGCAUCCACUGCCAAGGUCCUGGCUGACGAGCUUGAGGCGACCUGUGCCCAAUCGGACACUGUGCUGUCCGUUACAUAUGUGCAGAAAUAUUUCUGCGCGACCCCAGUAGCCAGAUCAUUCGUCUUUGCCGGUUUCAUCGCAUUGCUCAUGUUUUUGUUCUCGUUCAUUGGCGUUGCGGCCUCCGACUUCUUUAUCCCUAAUCUUGCAAGUCUCGCAGAAGCCUUUGGUUUAGAUGAUAAUAUUGCCGGUGUUACCUUUCUGGCAUUUGGAAACGGAAGCCCUGACUUGUUUGCAACCCUCUCUGCUAUGAGAACCGGAUCCGGAAGCCUAGCCGUUGGUGAGCUGAUCGGUGCUGCCUCAUUCAUCGUCUCCGUUGUCGCGGGUUCCAUGUGCAUCAUCACUGAGUUCAAAGUCAAAAAAGUGCACUUCAUUCGGGACGUAGGGUUCUUCACAGCCGCUGUGCUGCUGUUGAUCACGGUGCUCUAUGAUGGCUUGCUGAUGCUUUGGGAGGCUCUGUCUCUCGUAGCGCUAUAUAUAUGCUAUGUAGCAGUUGUGGUCGUGGGUUCUAUGUGGCAGAAGAGACGGCAACGCAUGGCCCAGUCACUUGAAAUCUCGCGCACCCAACAUGAACAAGAGCCGGGAAUUGAAAUUCUUGUGGACGUUGUGGAUGACGAGCCAUACAGGGAUGACCCCGAGGAGGCGCGGAAACCACGGACACCAAGAUUGGAAAUUCCUUGGUCACCUCGACAGCGGUCGACUUCGUUACCUGAACGGGAUCACAUGCUCAUCCCUCCUUCCGAAAGCCAAGAAAUGAAUUCCCUCAGCUCGACAUCCCCCAACGUCCCACCAUGGGUCGUGGCCCCUUGUCCUCUUCUCAUGUAUCUCGUCCAAUCUCUUUAUCACUUCCGCGAUGUUGUGACAUCGUUGCGACGAGAAUCCGCGACAGAGGUCCUUGCAGCGUUCGAGUCACCCGUUUCACCGACGUAUCUGGGCGGACACUACCAUGUUCGUCCUCCAUCUCUUUAUUCCUCCCACCAUCCACAACAUUCAUACUUCGAUUCCUCACGGAGUCCAAGUCCUCUCUCUUCCCGACGUCCUUCGUCAUCGCUCGUUUUACCUGAAUCUACACUUCCAGUUCACAUAAACGGACAAACGCUGCAGAUUCCGACACCCUCCCCUGGGACCAUAUCCACCACGCACCCAUUCCAACUCAGAGCAGUUGAGGAGAUAGCCUCAACGAAACUUUCGCGGCGAAAGGGCAUGUCACGGCGAAUAGCACGAAUUUUCCACGUUCUCACGCCAACACUGUUUCAUUUAAGUGAGAAGAGAUUUCUGAGCGCAGCAGCGUCAAUUCUUGCGGCUCCCGCCGUGUUCAUGUUGACUGUUACCUUACCAGUGGUGGUUUCGUCUGUUGUGGAGGGCGAUGAUGAUUGGAGCGUCAAAGACGAAGUGCCCGAGGGACCUCUUAUUGGUGUUGAAUUUGACGAUGAUUCGGCACAUCCUGCCAGAACAGCAGUCGAUGGACGCCAUCAUUCGCGGGCAGUGGAUCAGGAGCCAGAGCAGGAUAUCUCAGAGGAUUCGGACGUGGCUGCCCAGCCUGGGCCAGAGCUUAAUAAAUACCUUACCGCGAUUCAACUUAUUUUGGGCCCCCUUUGGGUCAUGGCGAUUUUCUUCGGUGGAAAGUCAUAUGGGGUUUGGAUUGAGCUAGCUACCCUUGUUGUCGGCAUUUCAGCCGCGGUACUCGUGCUCUGUUCCGUUGGCGAGGGUAGGGAUCCAGGACUUAGACUAGCUCUCUGCUUGUUGGGUUUUAUGGUGAGUGUGGUGUGGAUCAUGGCCAUUGCGGACGAAGUAGUCCAACUGCUCGAAGUGAGUUUUGACGACCAAUUUUGUAAAAUGCGCGUCCCAAUGAUCCGGGAUGGCUAUUUGCAGACACUUGGCCUUAUCUUUGGACUCUCUCCCGCCAUCAUUGGCCUCACAAUCUUCGCGGUUGGUAACUCUCUCGCUGACUUCGUCGCCAAUGUCACCGUCGCAUCCUAUGCACCCAUCAUGGGCUUCAGCGCCUGUUUCGGAGGACCUAUGCUAAAUAUACUCCUGGGUAUUGGACUCUCCGGUACAUUUGUCAUUUCAGAAGUGCAAGGUGGGAAGCCAUAUGAACUGGAAUUCACUCGGACAUUAUUCAUCAGCAGUUGCGGACUACUUGGGUUGCUUGUGAGCACGCUAAUAUAUGUGCCGAUGAACAAUUAUGAACUGAACAAGAAGUGGGGGCUGUUUUUGAUAUGUUGUUAUGUGGGGAUCAUGAUAGCGAACGUGUCUGUUGAAAUAUGGGCCAAAGGAUCAAUAGAUUGA
This is a messenger RNA of Cantharellus anzutake, 2472 nucleotides long. Its product is annotated as Sodium/calcium exchanger protein-domain-containing protein. Gene Ontology annotation, biological process: intracellular calcium ion homeostasis; transmembrane transport; monoatomic cation transport. Gene Ontology annotation, cellular component: membrane. The record is from RefSeq and is a predicted model, not a curated record. The coding region runs from base 1 to 2472 and encodes 823 amino acids. NCBI's taxonomy places the organism in Eukaryota, Fungi, Basidiomycota, Agaricomycetes, Cantharellales, Hydnaceae. The transcript is spliced from 5 exons. Gene Ontology annotation, molecular function: monoatomic cation transmembrane transporter activity.